AUGGCCGACCGCUUUCCCUCCUUAGACGAGAUCGAUGCCGGUCAGACCUCCGCCCGCGGCGACGCCAACUUUGAUCUCGUAGACGACAGCGGCAAUACUGACGACUUCCUCGCCCGCGAGCGGGCCGCGCUGGGUGACGACGCAAACCAAUUCGCUUCAGGCAACGACAAGGGCACCACAGUUGAGGAUGCUGGUGACGACGACCUGCUCGGCGGAGACUAUCAAGAUGCCGCGGGCGGGGAAGAGAUGUCAGGCUUUGAGAGCUCGUUUCCGGCGAUAGAUACAGGGAACCAGCAAAUGGCCCCCGGCGGCACCAUAACCGGCACCGGCGCCCCCUACCUCCCCGGCGCACCCCGGACCCCCCAACCGGGCGGCGCCUCCUCCUACGCGCCCUCCACCGCCUUCGACGCCUCCGAAUCCGAGCCCGACGUAAUCCGCGAAUGGCGCGAACGCCGCGACCUCGCGAUCCAGCACCGCGACCAAGUCUCCGCCGAGCGACGCGCCGCGACCAUCAAAGCGGCGCAGGAAGCCAUCGACGACUUCUACGAGAACUACAACAACAAGAAGGAGAAGGGCAUCGCGCAGACGCGGCGGGAGGCCGAGGAGUUUCUGAGCAAGCGCGAGGACACGGCGAGUGGCGGCACGAGCUGGGAGAGGAUUGCGAAGUUGGUCGAUUUGAGUGGGAAGGGGGUUAGGGGCGGCGCGAGCGGGAGCGAGAAGGCGAGGUUCAGGGAGCUGUUGGUCAGUUUGAGGAAGGAUGAGAAGGCGCCGGGCGCGACGGGGUAUUGA
Molecule: messenger RNA, 789 nt
Organism: Coniosporium apollinis CBS 100218
Lineage: Eukaryota; Fungi; Ascomycota; Dothideomycetes
Exons: 3
Coding region: 1-789 (262 amino acids)
Biological process (GO): clathrin-dependent endocytosis; intracellular protein transport; clathrin coat assembly
Cellular component (GO): plasma membrane; clathrin coat of trans-Golgi network vesicle; clathrin coat of coated pit
Molecular function (GO): clathrin heavy chain binding; structural molecule activity
Source: RefSeq, a predicted model, not a curated record